This is a messenger RNA of Acomys russatus (golden spiny mouse), 4319 nucleotides long. It is a transcript of the gene Ncapg, whose product is annotated as non-SMC condensin I complex subunit G. Gene Ontology annotation, biological process: mitotic chromosome condensation. NCBI's taxonomy places the organism in Eukaryota, Metazoa, Chordata, Mammalia, Rodentia, Muridae. The record is from RefSeq and is a predicted model, not a curated record. Gene Ontology annotation, cellular component: cytoplasm; condensin complex; condensed chromosome.
AUGGCACCGGAGAGGAAGGGGCUUUCUGUGAAGGAGGCUUUUUGGCUGGCGCAGAAGCCACACCAGAACCAGGCGAAGCUGGUGGUGGCGCUGAGCCGCACGUAUGGCAUGACCGAUGAUAAAACCGCGUUUCAGGAAGAGUUUGUUCAUUACCUUAAGUAUGCUAUGGUGGUAUAUAAACGUGAGCCUGCUGUGGAGAGGGUCAUAGACUUCACAGCCAAAUUUGUUACUUCAUUUCACCAGUCUGAUCAGGAAGAAGACGAAGAGAAAGAUGGUGGCAUUUUAAAUUAUCUGUUUACUUUUCUCUUAAAGUCUCAUGAAGCAAACAGCAGUGCAGUCAGAUUUAGAGUAUGCCAGCUCAUUAAUAAACUUCUUGGGAAUAUGCCAGAAAAUGCCCAAAUUGAUGAUGAUGUGUUUGAUAAAAUUAAUGAAGCCAUGCUUACUAGAUUGAAGGAUAAGAUUCCAAAUGUAAGAAUACAAGCGGUUUUGGCUCUUUCUCGACUCCAAGAUCCCAAGGAUGAUGAUUGCCCGGUAGUUGAUGCAUAUGUUACUUUGAUUGAAAAUGAUUCAAAUCCAGAAGUUAGGCGUGCAGUGUUAUCCUGUAUUGCACCGUCAGCGAAGACUUUGCCAAAAAUUGUGGGACGCACAAAGGAUGUAAAGGAGUCUGUCAGAAAGCUGGCUUAUCAGGUGUUAGCUGAGAAAGUUCACAUGAGAGCUAUGUCCAUUGCUCAGAGAGUACUGCUCCUUCAGCAGGGCCUUAACGACAGAUCAGAUGCUGUGAAACAAGCCGUGCAGAAGCAUCUUCUCCAAGGCUGGCUGCGUUUCACUGAAGGAAGUAUUUUAGAAUUGCUUCAUCGGUUAGAUGUGGAAAAUUCUUCUGAUGUGGCAGUCUCCGUUCUCAAUUCGUUAUUCUUAGUGACUCCUCUCAGUGAGCUGGUGGGAGUUUGUAAAAAUGAUGAUGGCAGGAAGUUGAUUCCUGUGGAAACAUUAACUCCGGAAAUUGCUUUGUACUGGCGCACCCUUUGUGAAUAUUUGAAAUCAAAAGGAGAUGAAGGUGAAGAGUUUUUAGAGCAGGUUUUACCAGAGCCUGUAGUAUAUGCAGAAUAUUUACUGAGUUACAUCCAGAGCUUUCCAGUACUUAGUGAAGAACAGAGAGGUAAUUUUACCUGCAUUGGAAAUUUGAUGACAAGAGAAUUCAUAGGUCAUCAAUUGAUUCUAAUUAUAAAAUCUUUGGAUACCAGUGAAGAAGGAGGAAGGAAACGACUGCUGGCAAUUUUGCAGGAGACUCUUAUUCUGCCCACAACCCCAAUAUCCUUAGUUUCUUUUAUUAUUGAGAGACUCCUCCACAUCAUCAUAGAUGAUAAUAAAAGGAUACAGAUUGUCACAGAAAUUAUCUCAGAGAUUCGUGCACCUAUCAUUACUGUUGCUGUUGAUCCAUCUGAUACAAGAAAGAAAGAACUCAAAAUGGCUGAAAUAAAAGUUAAGCUUAUUGAGGCUAAAGAAGCUUUGGAAAAUUGCAUUGCUGUACAAGAUUUUGAUCAGGCAUCAAAGUUAAAAGAAGAAAUAAAAACACUGGAAGAUGCCAGAAUAAACCUAUUAAAAGAGACAGAGCAACUUGAAAUUAAAGAAGUCCACACGGAAAAGAAUGAUGCUGAGACAUUACAGAGGUGUCUUGUUUUGUGCUAUGAACUGUUGAAGCACAUGUCUAUUUCAGCUGGGAUUGGCGCGACUGUGAAUGGGAUCGUUGAGUCUUUGAUUCUUCCUGGAAUAAUAAGUGUUCAUCCUGUAGUAAGAAAUUUGGCUGUUUUGUGUUUGGGAUGCUGUGGACUACAGAAUCAGGAUUUUGCAAGUAAACACUUUAUGUUACUCUUACAGGUUUUGCAGAUUGAUGAUGUCACAAUAAAAAUAAGUGCUUUAAAGGCAAUCUUUGACCAACUGAUGACAUUUGGAAUUGAACCAUUUAAAACUCAGAAGGUUAACGCCAGUCAGUAUGAAGGUGCAGAAAUAAACAGUUAUGAUGAACAAGAAGCAGAAGAUGUCACAUCUAAGAAUAUUCUGAAGCUCCUUUCUGAUUUCUUAGAUAGCGAGGUGUCUGAACUCCGGACAGGAGCUGCAGAAGGACUAGCCAAACUGAUGUUCUCUGGGCUUUUGGUCAGCAGCAGGAUUCUUUCUCGUCUUAUUUUGUUAUGGUAUAAUCCUGUAACUGAAGAGGAUGCUCAACUUCGUCAUUGCCUAGGCGUGUUUUUCCCCAUGUUUGCUUAUGCCAGCAGGACUAAUCAAGAGUGCUUUGAAGAAGCCUUUAUUCCAACUCUGCAAACACUGUCCAAUGCCCCGGCAUCAUCUCCUUUAGCUGAAGUAGAUGUCACAAAUGUUGCUGAGUUGUUUGUUGAUCUGACAAGACCAAGUGGAUUAAAUCCUCAGGCAAAGAUUUCCCAAGAUUAUCAGGCUUUAUCUGUACAUGACAACUUGGCUAUAAAAAUUUGUAAUGAGAUCUUAACAAGUCCAUGCUCACCAGAAAACCGGGUUUAUACAAAAGCUUUAAGUUCCAUAGAACUCAGUAGCAAUGUCACAAAAGAUCUCCUGCUUCUAUUAGAUGAGAUUCUGGAGCAAGUAACUGAUAGGAUAUGUCUGAGAGCUUUGGAGAAGAUCAAGAUUCAUUUAGGAAAAGGAAGUAAAGAAUUUGACCAAGCUGUGGUAGCACAGGAUGUCAACACAACUACAGAUGUUCUUCAGAAUGAAAAUGAAGAAUAUAUGACUCCUCAGAAGGAUGUACAAGGAACUCCAGCCCCCAAAUCUACACAACGAAAGACUACCAGAGGUCGUAGAAAAGCACCAGUUUCAUCUAAGACCAACAGGAGAUGCCAGACUGCUGAGACUGACUCUGAAAGUGAUCAUGAUGCUCCAGCACCACCAUCGGAAAUGAAGAUGAGAUUACCCAGACGAGCCAAAACAGCUGCGCUAGAGAGAAAUAAACUUAACUUCUCACAUCUUAAUGAAGAUCCAAGUUAAGAAAGCUGAUAGGAUGGAGUCCAUUGAAGUUGUGCUUAUUUCUUUGCUUUAAUAGUUAUUAUGAUAAAAUCAGAAAUCCUGCUAUGCUUCUGGAAACAUGGAAGGAGGCCAUGGAUCCAGAUUUGUUUCUAUUAGAAUGGUACCUGCUUUUAAACAGGCUUCCUAGUGAACCUGAUGACUCUUAAGACAUUUUGGAAAGAUUUAUGAUUAGCCCAGUAGCUUGUAUUUGAGAAGCUUAGAGUAGAUGUAACAUAGGUGAAUAUGUCAGACACCAAACAAAUGGCAUUUGAAGAGUGAAGUUCUUAUAGCUAUACAGAAAACUGUGUAUUACCCUUGACUGGUAUAAUGAACAAAAGCAUUCCUUAUUUACAUUAAACAAUGGCUUUGCAAAUUAUAUCAUUCUUAUAAUGGGUAUUUAUUUUGUAACUCUACCUCAAUGAAUAAUUUCUCUUUCUAAAUCUUUCCAUAUAGAAACACUUGUUUAUGAAUGUUUCUGGAUUAGGGAGGUGUCCACAAACACAUUAAUCAUGAAGGUAGAUUGGGUCUUGGCACAUCAAAAUAUAUUCUACUUUGAAUAAUAAACAAUACAAAUGGGAAAUGAAAGUUAUAACAAGUCAUCUUUAUGUACUGAUUCAUGAGCACAAUGUUUACACUGUUAAUUUCAGGUAUCUUUUGAAAAUGUCACUAUUAUAAAACAAAGGUUUUGAAACUUAAAUUGUAUAAAAGUAGUCAUUUUUCUUUUUGCCAUACCCAAAGAAACACCUUUUAUUAUUCCUAAUGAUGAGCUUUUGCUUUAUUUUGGAUAAAAAUGUCCUAACAUGAAUUUUUAUUAAUUGUGCUUCUUUAAAUUUAUUUACUGGAGGCCAUUUAUUUCAGCUGGUGUUCUGAGAUGGAAUGAAGGUGAUAUUGUUCGUUUUUUAGAACCAAAAGGCUUUUCUAUAUACAUAAUAUGUGCUUUAUAGAACUCAGAAAAGGAGUUAAAGUUACAAAACAAGAAUGCGUAUUAAGCAAAAGAAAAAGGCAGAUAUGGUAAUGAUAUAAACCAAUGAAAAACACUGUUGUUCUUUAUCUCUUGGCUCUGUGUCUUUUCCUGUGCUUCAUGUUCCUUAUUGUUAUAGUUCUUGUUAAAUCCCUGUCUUAAAAUAAAUUUGUGGGAAAUAAAAAGUAAGCAGGACUAAAAUGGUAAAUAGCACGAUUUAAGGGACAGCCUUUAGGAAUGAACUGUGAUCACUUAUACAUAUACAGAGUAUCCAAAAGGAAAGAAGCUAUGAUCACGUAGACACUGUACCAAAGCUUGCUUUUCUCCUGAC